AUGGCUGCUGCACCACGCCUCCGCUCAAUCUACCGAUCUCUUCUUCGCGAGCUUCCGCCGCGCCCCGUUCUGGCCCGCGAGCGCUCGCCUCUCCAUCACCGCCUGCGCGCCAGCUUCGCCGACUCCACAACCAGCCACCGAGCUGAAGCCGACGCCGCCGAGGCCGAACAGUUUGCCGCCUACCUCCGCGCUCAGCGCACCUAUGUUACCUUGUUGGAGCGCUACAACCCGGGCAUGAACAUGGACGAGGAGGAGCGCGUGCGCCUCACAGCUCGGAGGGUCGGCAUGGAUUUGCCAAAGGAGUUCAAGAACCGCCUGAAAUAA
Molecule: messenger RNA, 324 nt
Organism: Colletotrichum aenigma
Lineage: Eukaryota; Fungi; Ascomycota; Sordariomycetes; Glomerellales; Glomerellaceae
Exons: 1
Coding region: 1-324 (107 amino acids)
Biological process (GO): mitochondrial proton-transporting ATP synthase complex assembly
Cellular component (GO): mitochondrial matrix
Source: RefSeq, a predicted model, not a curated record